Messenger RNA from Rhodotorula graminis WP1, 608 nucleotides. RefSeq lists its product as uncharacterized. The transcript is spliced from 4 exons. Gene Ontology annotation, molecular function: mRNA binding; structural constituent of ribosome. Bases 1 to 537 code for a protein of 178 amino acids. NCBI's taxonomy places the organism in Eukaryota, Fungi, Basidiomycota, Microbotryomycetes, Sporidiobolales, Sporidiobolaceae. Gene Ontology annotation, cellular component: ribosome; mitochondrial large ribosomal subunit. The record is from RefSeq and is a predicted model, not a curated record. Gene Ontology annotation, biological process: translation; negative regulation of translation.
AUGUCGCGCAUCACUCCCACCAGCUCGGUCGGCAACACCGCUCUCGCGUACGCCCGCGCCUGGCGAGGAGUCGACGCCGACGGCCAGGUCCUCGGCCGCCUCGCAACCCGGAUAGCCAUCGUCCUCAUGGGCAAGCACAAGCCCAUCUACGACCCGGCCAACGACUGCGGCGACUAUGUCGUCGUCAAGAACGCCAAGAAGGUCCGCGUCACGGGCCGCAAGGCAGAGCAGAAGCUGUACCGCCACCACACCCAGUUCCCCGGCGGCCUCAAGGAGAUCCCCUACGCGACCAUGCUCGAGCGCAAGCCCGAGGAGAUCAUCCGGCGAGCCGUGUCGGGCAUGCUGCCCAAGAACCGCCUGCGCGCAAAACGGCUCGAGCGCCUCCUCAUCUUUGCCGACGCCGACACGCCGCACGAGCAGAACCUCCUCAAGGACCAUGCGGCCGAGUUUGGCAAGACGUUCAAGCGCGAGCGCGCAAGGAAGGUUGAGCAGCUCGCGGCGCAUGUCAAGGACGCGGCCGUCGCCGAGCAGCAGUAGACGGGGUGGGCUCCUCUCGACGGGCGUGUCGCCCAGGUCGCGUGUAUUGUACCACUCUCGUUCUCUGUCCC